Pungitius pungitius (ninespine stickleback) is the source of this 17772-nucleotide messenger RNA. RefSeq names its product plectin b (gene plecb). Lineage: Eukaryota; Metazoa; Chordata; Actinopteri; Perciformes; Gasterosteidae. The coding region runs from base 190 to 16926 and encodes 5578 amino acids. Gene Ontology annotation, biological process: intermediate filament cytoskeleton organization; hemidesmosome assembly; wound healing. The transcript has 36 exons. Gene Ontology annotation, cellular component: cytoplasm; focal adhesion; intermediate filament. The record is from RefSeq and is a predicted model, not a curated record. Gene Ontology annotation, molecular function: cadherin binding; structural constituent of cytoskeleton; ankyrin binding.
CUCGGCAGAACGGUGACUGUUCAUUCCCAGCCACACGGUGUGUAAGGGGGGAGGAAACAGCAUACGUUUACUUUUGUUGAAAUCCGAUUUCAGAGAGGAAUAUUCUUGUUUUCUUCACGAAAUCCAAAGGAUCCUCAAGAACGAGAAAAAGAAAUUUCGUUUUGAAAGGGCACACUGACACAAAGCACAAUGGUUGCUGGAAUGCUGAUGCCUUUGAGCGAACUGAGGGCCAUCUAUGAGGCCCUGUUUAAAGAUGGUGUCAUGGUGGCCAAGAAGGACAAGAGGCCUCAGAUCAAGCACCCUGAGCUAGAAGGUGUGAGCAACCUGCAAGUGAUCCGUGCCAUGGGGUCUCUUAAGUCUCGGGCAUACGUGAAGGAGACAUUUGCCUGGAGACACUUCUACUGGUAUCUGACCAAUGAAGGAAUUGUUUACCUACGUGACUACCUCCGCCUGCCCGCUGAGAUUGUCCCUGCUUCCCUGCAGAGGACCAGGAAGCCACUGGCCAUUGGUCACCGGGCUCCAACGGUCCAAUCCGUAGAAGGUCCUACAUCUUAUGUUCCCAAGCCGGGCCGCUGGGGCGACGAGAGCCAGGAGUCUAUGACCGAGCGUCAAGGCUACCGACAUAAGAUGAUGGUUCCCGGAGAAAAAGAGAGCUACUCUGAUCGGACCCCCAGUUUUAGGGGUCGUCCACCAGCCGCAGAACCAGUCAGGCCAAAAGCAUCGUGUGAAGGGGAGGACCAGUCUUUGUUUUGGAGAAGGAACGACUUUAAAAGUGAGGCGGGGAUGAUGGAGGACAGCAACGUGAGAAGAGUCUCUCGUCAGCACCCUGAGGUGAGCCGUGAGAAGCCAGCGGCGACAUCACAGGAGAGACAAGUGUCUGAGGUCCAAAAGGAGAAGGCACCAAUGUCUGACCAGAAUCAGACAUCAGCUCCGAGACAGGAUGUGCUGCAGACCACUCUGACAUCAGGCUCCUCCAAGACAGCCCUACCAUUAAUUGUGGCUUCAGGUGCUGCAACAUCAAAGAUUCCAGCUGAACCCUCUUCCCACAAAACAAGAAAAGAGAAGCUCAAGACCGCCGAUGAAAAAGCUUCAACUGGUUCUGUUACAACAAGCAGUUCAGUUAUCACAAGGCUUACUGAUACAAAGAUUAAAGAGGAGAAAACUAAAAAGGUAAUCGUGGAUCCUACAACUGCAGAGGCUAAGGCUGGAGCAGCAAAUUAUAAAGCACAGCCCCAAACAGUUAUUAAAAUGACUGCUGCUGAAAAAAACACCAGUGUCCCUAAUGCCACUGCUGCCCCUGUCGUCCCAAAACCUGUCUAUGAAGAUGUCAAGGAAGAGACAACAAAAAAGGUGACAGUGGAUCCAGUUAAGGCUGCAGAAGUCAAGGCUCCAGCUCAAACGGUAACCCAGACAGUGUCUGCUGCUCAGGAAACCUCCAAACGGCCUGCUGCCACUGCCACUUCCGCCUCUGUCAUCCAAAAACCUGUCAAUGAACCAAAACCUGAAGGAAAAGUUAAUGAGGAAUCUGUUAAAUUGGCUGAAGCGCAGACCCCAGUUGAAUCCAAAAUAGAUUGUGAGAAGGUCAAGAAAACUGCCAAAGUGUCCGGCAGUGAGGAGACCACCAAACCAAAGCCCAACAGUACCACCAGCAAACCCGUAAAGGAGAUCUCUCUUGUAAAAGUCACUAAUGCGCCCAUCGUUGCCAAAGUGACCACAGUGAAUCUCUCAGCCAAGCCCAAAACAGAUGAAGCGACCCAGAAAACUACUGAAGUGAUCGAGUCCUCGGUACUUGAAGUUAAAACUACCAUUACUAAAACCACUCUCUCAGCACCUUUGGUCCGUUCUGAAGACGCUAAACCCGUCAAGGGGAGGGCUAGCGAAACAGAGAGCAUUACAAAACAUGAGAAAAGGGAUAUAAAGAUGACUCCUGAUGUCCAGAAAGGGGUCAAAAAUGCGGCAGAAGAAACUCUAUCCCCUGAAUUCAGUCAGAUGAAUACCACCACCACAGAGGUGGUUGUGGAAACCACACAAAUAGCUGAAGGAAGGUCUAAAUCAAAAAGGAAGAAAAACAAAUCUUCAGAGCACAGUCCUAAGACUAUUAAUCCUGAGGAACUGCAUGACUCUAAGUUGGUGAAGGAAAAACCCUCCACAGACAAAAAGGAACUCUCAAAACAAAUAAUGAUGGAAGUCCCCCAAAAAACUGAGGACCAGACCCCUGAAGGAGCAUCCCUACCUUUCAAUGAGGUUACAGCUGUGCCCCCAGUAACGCUUGUUGGUGAUGCACUAGUAAAAGGCAAGGUUGAGGCAUGCAGCGUAGUACCACAUGAUUCAGUUAAAUCUGAGGGAAUGACUGUGACUAAAGUGGAAACAGUGACAGUCCAGGAAAUAACUCGAGUGGAGCUUAUACAAUCAAGUUAUAACCCCGAGGACAGAAGCCCUGCAGCAGCUUCAGAAUCACCCGCGGGCACGAAAUCCCUUAAUGAUAGCGGGAAAGCUGCAGAGGAGUCUUCAAAACGUAAAAAGAAAGGCAAAGGGAAAAAGCAGGCUCAGGCAACAGUAUCAGAGGCCAUGAACACACAGCCUGGGUUUUUGCCUGAAGCAGAGGCAUCGCCCUAUCAUAACAUUACAUCAUUGCCCAAGGCUCCAGUUAAAGUAAAGGGUGUCACGACCCCUGAAGAGAGCAAACUGAACACAUCUGUAAAAAAGAGCCCUGAAGGAAUGUGCAGCGAGGAAGCAACGCCGGCAGCAGCUGUGCUCUGUGGGGCCCCAGCGCACAAAGGGGAGGUGGAGCCAUCGCGGCUCUCUGCAGGAAAAAUCAAGCGGGAGGUUCCAAAAGCGAAAACAUCCUCCUCUGUGAGGGUAGCACCCGCAGCCGGGGAACUAGCGUCAGCAGCACCAGCGGCGAGAGCACAGGCACAGGCCGGCCCCCUCCACAAGCAAGAGGAGCCUCCCGCAGUUGCGCAACGCUCGGCCAGUCAGGCAGCAGAGCGCAGCGCGGAGAAAAGUCUCUCGUUCGGCGAGCUCUCCAAGUGGGAGGAAGAGAAGAAGAGGGACUCGGAGGAGGACACACCCUCCGCCUCUGCCACGCCCGCCGCGGCCCAGCUCGACCAGAUCAACCUUGGGGACACGGACGAAGACGCCAUGAAGAGGAAAAUCGUGGUGGUUGAGGAGAUAGUGGAGGUGAAGAAGGUUAUUGGCCCCGACGGCGCCGGGGACCAAUCGCCUCCUCCACCUGUGCCACCUGAGCAUGAGGGCGAAGAGCUGGACCAGGAUGUCCUGGAACAAAUCGCCUUAGAGCGGGCACUUUUGUCGCUGCCGCCGGGGACCAGGGUGCAAGGAGCCUCGCCUGAGGGAACCUGGGACCACUCUCUGGAGGAGCCAGAGGAGAAGACAUGGCCACACUUCAUUGAAGAUGAACGGGACCGAGUUCAGAAAAAGACCUUCACCAAAUGGGUGAACAAGCACUUGAUAAAGCAUCGGAGGGCGGAGUCGCAGCGGCACGUGACCGACCUGUAUGAGGACCUCAGAGAUGGACAUAACCUCAUCUCGCUGUUGGAGGUGCUCUCCGGGGACACGCUGCCGAGGGAGAGAGACGUGGUCAGGAGCGCUCGGUUGCCCAGAGAGAAGGGACGCAUGCGAUUCCACAAGCUGCAGAAUGUACAGAUAGCCCUGGACUUCCUCAGACACCGGCAGGUCAAGCUGGUGAACAUCAGAAACGAUGACAUAGCGGACGGGAACCCCAAGCUCACCCUGGGGUUAAUAUGGACCAUCAUCCUUCACUUCCAGAUCUCGGACAUUCAGAUCAACGGCCAGUCAGAAGACAUGACAGCCAAGGAGAAGCUGCUGAUCUGGUCCCAGAGGAUGACCGACGGCUACCAGGGCAUCCGCUGUGACAACUUCACCACCAGCUGGAGGGACGGCAGGCUCUUCAACGCUGUCAUCCACAAACACCAUCCCAGACUCAUCGACAUGAGCCAAGUGUACCGACAGACCAACCUGCAGAACCUGGAACAGGCCUUCAAUGUGGCAGAGAGCGACCUGGGGGUGACCCGCCUACUGGACCCCGAGGAUGUCGAUGUCCCACACCCCGAUGAGAAGUCCAUCAUCACUUAUGUGUCAUCCCUGUAUGAUGCCAUGCCGCGGGUUGAUGCACAUGCUAGCGACCUGGAGCUGCGCUGGCAGGAGUACUACGAGCUGGUGACUCUUCUGCUCCAGUGGAACCGCCACCAUGUCACCAUCUUCGAGGAGAGGAAGUUCCCCAGCAGCUACGAGGAGAUAGAGCUCCUUUGGCGCCUGUUCCUGAAGUUCAAAGAGACUGAGCUGCCGGCGAAAGAGUCCGACAAGAACCGCUCGAAGCACAUCUACCAGUCCUUUGAGAGCGCCGUGCACGCUGGUCAGGUGAAGGUCCCUCCAGGGUACCACCCCAUUGAUGUGGAGAAAGAAUGGGGUCGACUUCACGUGGCCAUCCUGGAAAGAGAACGGCUGCUCAGGAUAGAGUUUGAGAGACACGAGAGACUCCAGAGGAUCUUCAGUAAAGUCCAGAUGGAGUCGGGGACGUAUGAAGGCCAACUCAGCCACCUGGAGACCCUCCUGCAGACAGACAUCCGUCUCCUGAACGCAGGGAAACCACCUCAGCACACAGCAGAAGUGGAGCGGGAGCUGGACAAGGCCGACAACGCGAUCCGCCUGCUCUUCAACGACGUGCAGAUACUCAAAGACGGGCGCCACCCGCAGGCCGAGCAGAUGUACCGCAGGGUUUACCGCCUCCAUGAGCGCCUGGUCAACUUGCGCACCGAUUACAACCUUCGCCUGAAGUCCGCUGGGAACAGUAACCAGUCCGUGAAGAUCACCCAGGCUCCUCAGACGCAGUUUGUGCGGCCCGAGCAGGACGACGUGACCAUCCGCUACGUCAGAGACCUGCUGGCCUGGGUGGAGGAGUACCAGCUUCGCCUCGACGAGGCGGAGUGGGGCUCUGAUCUGCCCUCUGUGGAGUCCCAGCUGGGCAGCCACAGAGGCCUGCACAAAACUGUGGAGGACUUCCGGUCCAAGAUUGAACGCGCCAGGGCCGACGAGAGUCAGCUAUCUCCUGUGGGCAAGGGCUCGUACAGAGAGUACAUGGGCAAACUGGAUCUGCAGUACGGCAAGCUACUGAACACUUCCAAGUCCCGCCUGAAGAACUUGGAAUCACUCCACACCUUCAUCGGCGCUGCCACCAAGGAAAUGAUGUGGUUAAAUGACAAAGAAGAGGAGGAGGUCAACUUCGACUGGAGCGACAGGAACGCCAACAUGACGGCUAAGAAAGACAACUACUCGGGUCUCAUGCGAGAGCUGGAGCUGAGGGAGAAGAAAGUCAGUGACCUCCAGGUCAUGGGCGACAGGCUUGUCAGGGAUGGCCAUCCCGGCAAGAAGACCGUUGAAUCCUUCACAGCCGCCCUGCAGACCCAAUGGAGCUGGAUCCUCCAGCUGUGCUGUUGUAUUGAGGCUCACCUCAAAGAAAACACAGCCUACUACCAGUUCUUUGCAGAUGUGAAAGAGGCUCAGGAGAAGAUGAAGAAAAUGCAAGAGAACAUGAAAAAGAAGUACAGCUGCGAUCGCUCCACCACAGCCACGAGGCUGGAGGAUCUGCUGCAGGAUACCGUGGACGAGAAAGAACAGCUGAAUGAAUUCAAGACCAUUGCGACGGGCCUGAACAAGAGAGCCAAGUCCAUCAUCCAGCUGAAACCCCGCAACCCCACCACCCCCAUCAAAGGAAAACUGCCCAUCCAGGCCGUCUGUGACUUCAAGCAACAGGAGAUCACCGUCCACAAAGGGGACGAGUGCGCGCUGCUCAACAACUCGCAGCCCUUCAAGUGGAAGGUGCUGAACAACUCCGGACACGAGGCGGUGGUGCCCUCCGUCUGCUUCAUGGUGCCUCCCGUCAACAAGGAGGCCGUGGACGGCGUGUCCAGUCUGGAUACAGGUUAUCAGCAGAUGGUGUCAAUGUGGCAGACGCUCCAUGUAAACAUGAAGAGCUUGCUAUCGUGGCAGUACCUGAUGAGAGACUUCACCCAGAUACACUCCUGGAACAUCACAACGUUGAAGACCAUGAAAUCAGAGGAAUACAGGCUGAUCAUGAGGAACCUGGAGCUCCACUACCAGGACUACAUGCGCGAAAGCCAAGACUCGCAGCUCUUUGGCCCCGAUGACCGCAUGCAGGUCGAGGAGGACUACUCCAAGUCCACCCAGCAUUUCGACCACUUGAUCCGCUCCAUGGAGAAAGGAGUAAUGGUUGUUAGGCUCAAAGGUCAACAGGAUGAGACUCUCUGUAAGAACUACAUAUCUGAGAUCAAGGACCUGCGUAUGGUCAUAGAGGACUGCGAGGCUGGGACUGUGGCUCGCAUACGCAAACCUUUGGAGAAGGAACCUCUGAAAGAAUGUGCUCAGAAGACAGCGGACCAGCAGAAAGUCGAGGUGAAGCUGAAGAGCCUCAAGAAGGACCUUGAAAAGGUGACUGUGAAGACACAAGAGGUCCUGGCUUCCCCUCAGCAGUCUGCCUCGGCUCCCGUUCUGCGCUCAGAGCUUGAACUCACCGUGCAGAAGAUGGAUCAUGCCAGCAUGCUCUCCUCGGUUUACCUCGAGAAGCUGAAGACCGUGGAAAUGGUGAUCCGUAACACGCAGGGUGCCGAGGGCGUCCUCAAGCAGUAUGAGCAGAGUCUGCGGGAGGUUCACACCGUGCCCAGCGAUUGCAAAGAAGUCGAGACUUACAGAAAAAUGCUUAAGACAAUGCGAGAGGAGGCUGAGGGCGAGCAGCCAGUGUUCGAUUCCCUGGAGGAGGAACUGAAGAAGGCCACGGCAGUGAGCGUCAGGAUGUCCCGCGUGCACAGCGAGCGCGACGUCGAGCUGGACCACUACCGCCAGCUGCUGUCUGGUCUUCAGGACCGCUGGAAGGCCGUGUUCGCCCAGACGGACGUCCGCCAGAGGGAGCUGGAGCAGCUCGGCCGGCAGCUGGGCUACUAUCGCGAGAGCUACGACUGGCUGAUCCACUGGAUCGCUGACGCCAAGCAGAGGCAGGACAAGAUCCAGGCCGUGCUCAUCACCGACAGCAAAACACUCAAUGAACAACUGAGCCAGGAGAAGAAACUACUGGAGGAGAUUGAAAAUAAUCAAGGCAAAGUCGAUGAGUGUCAAAAAUAUGCCAAAGCCUACAUUAAUACUAUCAAGGACUAUGAACUCCAGGUGGUAGCCUACCAAGCCCAGGUGGACCCCCUGGCUUCUCCCUUGAAGAAAUCCAAAAUGGACUCUGCCUCUGACAACAUUAUCCAGGAGUAUGUAACACUGAGGACCCGCUACAGUGAGCUGAUGACUCUGACUAGUCAGUACAUCAAGUUCAUCACCGACUCUCAGCGGCGCCUGGAGGACGAGGAGAAAGCUGCAAAGAAACUCAAAGCAGAAGAACAGAAAAAAAUGGCCGAGAUGCAGGCUGAGUUAGACAAACAGAAGCAGUUAGCUGCAGCUCAUGCAAAGGCCAUUGCCGCAGCUGAGAAAGAGGCUCAAGAGCUGAAACUCCGAAUGCAGGAAGAAGUUAGCAGGAGAGAGAUUGCUGCUGUAGAUGCAGAGAAGCAAAAGCACAACAUCCAGCUGGAACUGCAUGAGCUCAAAAACCUGUCAGAGCAGCAGAUCAAGGCCAAAGGCCAACAGGUGGAUGAGGCUCUUCACAGCAGGACCAAAAUUGAAGAGGAAAUCCACAUCAUCAGGAUCCAGCUCGAGACAACGCUCAAACAAAAGUCCUCCGCCGAAUCCGAGCUCCAGCAACUUCGUGAAAGAGCGGCCGAAGCUGAGAGACUCAGAAAGGCCGCCCAGGAAGAAGCCGAGAAGCUCCACAGACAGGUCAACGAAGAGACCCAGAAAAAGCGCGCGGCAGAGGAGGAGCUGAAACGCAAAUCUGAAGCGGAGAAAGAAGCUGCUAAACAGAAGCAAAAAGCUCUGGAAGACCUCGCAAAUCUCAAGAUGCAGGCAGAGGAGGCCGAAAGGCAAGUGAAGCAAGCAGAGAUCGAAAAGGAGAGACAAAUCAAGGUUGCCCACGUGGCGGCCCAGAAGAGCGCUGCGGCCGAGCUCCAGAGCAAACAGACCUCCUUUGUGGAAAAGACCUCGAAGCUGGAAGAAUCCCUCAAACAAGAGCACGGCGCUGUCCUUCAGCUGCAAGAACAAGCAGCCCAGCUCAAGAAACAACAGGAGGACGCCAUAAAUGCCCGAGAAGAGGCGGAAAAGGAGCUCGAGAAGUGGAGGCAAAAAGCUAACGAGGCGCUCCGUCUCAGGCUCCAGGCUGAGGAGGAAGCCCACAAAAAGAGCCUCGCCCAAGAAGAUGCGGAGAAACAAAAGGAGGAGGCCGAACGCGAGGCCAGAAAGAGAACCAAAGCCGAAGAGUCCGCCCUCAAGCAGAAGGACAUGGCCGAGAAAGAGCUGGAGAGGCAACGGAAGGUCGCUGAGAGCACGGCUCAGCAGAAACUCACCGCCGAACACGAGCUCAUCCGCCUUCGGGCCGACUUUGACAACGCAGAGCAGCAGAGGUCCCUCCUGGAAGACGAACUUUACCGCCUGAAGAAUGAAGUCGUCGCAGCGCAACAACAGCGGAAGCAGCUGGAGGACGAGCUGGCCAAAGUGAGGAGUGAAAUGGACAUCCUCAUUCAACUUAAGUCCAAAGCCGAGAAGGAGACCAUGUCCAACACGGAGAAGAGCAAACAACUGCUGGAGGCCGAGGCCAGCAAGAUGAGGGACGUGGCCGAGGAGGCCAGCAAGCUCCGAGCCAUCGCCGAGGAAGCCAAGCAUCAGAGGCAAGUUGCCGAGGAAGAGGCAGCUCGUCAGCGGGCAGAGGCCGAGAGGAUCCUCAAAGAGAAGCUGGCUGCCAUCAGCGACGCCACUCGCUCCAAAACGGAGGCGGAGAUCGCCCUGAAAGAGAAAGAGGCGGAAAACGAACGACUCCGCCGCCAGGCUGAGGACGAGGCUUACCAGAGGAAGGCUCUCGAGGACCAGGCUAGCCAGCACAAGCAAGAGAUCGAGGAAAAGAUCGUCCAACUCAAAAAGUCCUCCGAGGUCGAAAUGGAAAGACAAAAAGCCAUAGUGGAUGACACCUUGAAACAGAGGCGGGUUGUCGAAGAAGAAAUCCGUAUUCUGAAGCUCAACUUCGAAAAGGCCUCGUCGGGAAAACUCGACCUGGAGCUGGAGCUGAACAAACUGAAGAACAUUGCCGAGGAAACUCAACAGAGCAAACUAAGAACCGAGGAGGAGGCCGAGAAGCUCAGGAAGCUCGCCCUUGAGGAGGAGAAGAGGAGGAGGGAAGCAGAGGAGAAGGUCAAGAAGAUCACCGCUGCGGAGGAAGAGGCAGCCAGGCAAUGCAAGGCCGCCCAAGAGGAGCUCGCUCGUCUCAAAAAGAAAGCCGAAGAGGCCAGGAGGCAGAAAGAACUGGCCGACAUUGAGGCAGAAAAACAGGUCGUCGCGGCCGAACAAGCCUCCCUAAAAUGCAGUGCAGCUGAGCAGCAAGCCCAAAGUGUCCUCGCCCAACAAAAGGAAGACGGCAUCAUGCAGAAGAUGCUUAAGGAAGAGUUCAAAAAAGCACAGAAGCUGGCCAAGGAGGCAGAGGCCGCUAAGGAGAAGGCCGAGAGGGAGGCAGCUGUGCUUCGUCAACAGGCCGAGGAAGCCGAGCGGCAGAAGGUGGCGGCCGAGCAAGAGGCUGCCAUUCAAGCCAAAGCUCAGGAGGAUGCCGAGAGGUUGAGGAAGGAGGCCGAGUUUGAAGCUGCCAAACGAGCACAAGCGGAAGCUUCGGCCCUCAAGCAGAAGCAACAGGCCGAUGCUGAAAUGGCAAAGCACAAAAAACUGGCGGAGCAGACAUUGAAACAGAAGUUCCAAGUGGAGCAGGAACUCACAAAGGUCAAGCUCAAGCUUGAUGAUACCGAUAAACAGAAAUCGGUCCUGGAUGAAGAGCUGCAGCGCUUGAAGGAUGAGGUGGAUGAUGCCGUCAAACAAAGGGGCCAGGUGGAGGAGGAGCUCUUCAAGGUCAAGGUUCAGAUGGAGGAGCUGCUCAAACUGAAAAUCCGAAUCGAGGAGGAGAAUCAACGCCUCAUCAAGAAAGACAAAGACAACACGCAGAAAUUCCUCGCCGAGGAGGCGGAAAUCAUGAAAAGGCUGGCGGAGGACGCCGCCAGACUAAGUGUAGAAUCUCAGGAGGCCGCACGCUUGAGACAGAUCGCAGAAGAAGACCUCAGUCAGCACCGGGUUCUCGCAGACAAAAUGCUCAAGGAGAAAAUGCAGGCCAUACAGGAGGCCUCUCGGCUUCGGGCUGAGGCAGAGAUGCUCCAGAGACAGAAGGACUUGGCUCAGGAGCAGGCACAAAAGCUGCUGGAGGACAAACAGCUGAUGCAGCAGCGUCUGCAAGACGAGACGGAGGAAUACCACAAGUCACUCGAGGCGGAGAGGAAGAGGCAAUUGGAGAUUGUCGCUGAAGCAGAAAAACUCAAACUUCAGGUUUCUCAGCUGAGUGAAUCCCAGGCCAAAGCCGAGGAGGAGGCUAAGAAAUUCAAACAACAAGCCGAUAGUAUUGCUGCUCGUCUUCAAAAGACUGAAAUUGCCACUCAAGAAAAAAUUACUUCGAUGGAAAAACUGCAGUUAGAAAAACUACAUACCAGCAAAGAGGCGCACGAUUUACACCACGCAAUCGCAGGCCUAGAGAUGGAGAAGGCUAGACUGAAAAAGGAGGCCGAAGAACUUCAAAAUAAAUCUAAAGAGAUGGCUGAUGCACAGCAGAAACUAAUUGAACAUGAGAAGACAAUGCUCCAGCAGACAUUCCUCACAGAAAAGGAGAUGCUUUUGAAGAAGGAGAAGCUAAUUGAAGAUGAGAAAAAUAGGCUGGAGAGCCAGUUUGAAGAAGAAGUCAAAAAGGCCAAAGCUCUCAAAGACGAACAGGAACGCCAGAGAAAACUUAUGGAGGAGGAGAAGAAGAAACUCCAUGCCACCAUGGAUGAGGCUCUCAACAAGCAAAAAGAGGCCGAGAAAGAUAUGCUUAACCAGCAAAAAGAAAUGCAGGAACUGGAGAAGAAGAGACUCGAACAAGAGAGGAUCCUCGAAGAAGAAAACCAGAAAUUGCGCAAGAAGUUGGAGCAGCUGGAGGAAGCACAGAAAAACCAACAGACUGAUAAAUUCCCUGACAAACACCUCAUCAGUGUCACAACAGUCACAACAACGUUUCCUAAUGGACAAAAUGGCGGUGAUGAAGUAGACAGUGUCGAGAAGAAACCAGAUCCCUUGGCUUUUGACGGCAUACGUGACAAGGUACCAGCAAGCAGACUUCUUGACGUUGGCCUCUUGUCCAUGAAGGUGUUUGAACAGCUGCGAAAAGGCAAGAAAACAGUUCACGAGCUCGGUGAGACUGACAAACUUAAAACAGCUCUGAGAGGGAAGAAUUGCAUUGCUGGAAUUUUGACACCAUCUAACCAAAAAAUGUCCAUCUAUCAAGCAUCGAAAGAGAAGAAGAUUACUCCCGGCACAGCCAUGAUCCUUCUUGAAGCUCAAGCAGCCACAGGUUACAUUUUAGAUCCCCUCAAGAACCAAAAGCUUUCUGUAAAUGAGGCGGUCAAGGAAGACUUGAUUGGCCCCGAACUGCACAACAAAAUGCUCUCCGCAGAGAGGGCGGUUAUUGGCUACAAAGAUCCAUACACUGGUGGAAAGAUCUCCGUCUUCGAGGCUAUGAAGAAGGGUCUGAUUGAACGUGAUCAUGCCAUCAGAGUCCUUGAGGCUCAGAUUGCAACUGGUGGCAUCGUCGAUCCCAUCAAUAGUCACCGCGUGCCCAUGGAAAUUGCCUACAAACAGGGACAGUAUGAUAUUGAAAUGAAUAAGAUUAUGGAGAAACCUUUAGAUGACGCGAAGGGAUACUUUGACCCCAGCACUCAAGAACCAUUGACAUAUUCUGAGCUAAUGGCGAGAUGCAAAACAGACCCAGACACCAAUCUGCUACUCCUGCCGAUCACAGACAAAGCCGCCCAGUGCUCAAGUAUAUACACAGAGGAGGAGACGAAGGAUGUGUUCAGCAAAACGACUGUGUCUGUGCCAUUCGGACAAUUCAAGGGGAAGACUGUCACCAUUUGGGAAAUAAUCAAUUCUGAGUACUUCACCGAGGACCAGAAGAAGGACCUUCUCCGUCAAUACAAGACAGGCAAAAUCACAAUCGAAAAAAUCAUUAAGAUUGUCAUUACCGUGGUAGAAGAGAAAGAAAAGAAGAAUGAGAUUACCUUCGAUGGUCUGAGAGCACCUGUCCCUGCCACUGAACUCCUGGAAUCUCAAAUCAUUGACAAAGACCUCUACAAUAAACUGCACAAGGGUAAUAAGACAGUCAAAGAGGUAUCUGAACUGGAGCCCGUCCACAAAGCACUGAAGGGUACAAAUUGCAUUGCAGGUGUAGUUAUUAACUCAUCCAACGAGACAAUGUCUUUCUAUCAAGCCAUGAAGAAAGGAAUGAUGAGGGCAGGGCUUGCCUUGAAUAUGCUUGAAGCCCAAGCGGGGACCGGCUAUGUGGUUGAUCCUAUUCAUAACAAGAAGUACACUGUGGAUGAAGCUGUCAAAGCAGGUGUUGUUGGUCCUGAGCUGCAUGAAAGACUUCUGUCGGCCGAGCGAGCUGUUACAGGUUACAAGGAUCCUUACACUGGAAAUACUGUAUCUCUGUUCCAAGCAAUGAAAAAAGAUCUCAUACCUAAAGAACAAGGAAUCCGACUGCUUGAUGCCCAAAUGACCACUGGUGGUAUUAUUGAUCCAGUGAAGAGCCAUUACAUUCCUCAUGAGGUGGCCUGCAAGAGGAAUUAUUUUGAUGACAAAAUGAAACAAAUUCUGAACAGUCCCACCGAUGAAACAAAGUGCUUCUUUGACCCCAACACAAGGGAAAAUGUCACAUACUCGCAGCUCUUCAAGAGAUGUGUCACUGACAAGAAAACAGGUCUCCAGCUUCUGCCUCUUUCUGAUGAAGCAAUUAAUUCAAAGGAGGAGCAAACAUACACUGAUGCCCAGACUAAAGAGGCUAUGACUCAGGCAACAGUGGAGCUGGACUCUGGGCCAUUUAAGGGCAGAAAGAUGACCAUCUGGGAAAUCAUCAACUCUGAAUAUCUCACUGAGGAGCAAAGGCUUGAGCUGCUCAGACAGUUUAGGUCAGGAAAGGUUACAAUUGAAAAGAUAAUCAAGAUUGUCAUCACGAUUGUAGAUGAGAAAGAGGACAAGAAACAACAACAGUCCAGCUUCAAGGGACUUAGGGCUCCCGUUCCAGCAGCCUCUCUGUAUGAUUCCAAAAUCAUCGACAAACCAACCUUUGACCUCCUUCAACAAGGCAAAACAACACCUAAACAAGUCAGUGAGGAUCCUGACGUAAAUAAAUAUCUACAGGGCUCUUAUAGUAUUGCUGGCAUCUACCUGGAGCCAACCAAAGAGAAAGUUAGCAUUUAUCAGGCUAUGAAGAAGAAGCUUCUUAGACACAACACCGGUCUUUCACUUCUUGAGGCCCAGGCUGCUACUGGCUUCCUUGUCGAUCCAGUGAGGAAUCAGUGCCUAACGGUCGACGAGGCAGUGAAGUCAGGCCAUGUCGGGCCAGAGCUGCAUGAAAAACUUCUUUCUGCAGAAAAAGCUGUCACUGGCUAUAAAGAUCCAUUCACAGGCAACAAAAUCUCCCUCUUUGAGGCGGUGCAAAAAGAUCUCAUCCUGAAAGAACACGCCAUGCCUUUGAUGGAGGCACAGAUGGUUAGUGGUGGAAUCAUUGACCCUGUAAAGAGCCACCGUGUCCCAACAGAUGUUGCAUAUCAAAAGAACAUUUUCAGCAAAGAAAUGGCAAAGACCCUAUCUGAACCAUCUGAUGAUAACAAGGCUUUCUCAGACCCAGAAACCGAUGAGAAGGUUACCUACAAACAGCUUAAAGACAAAUGCCACAGGGAUCCAGAGACAGGCCUGUACAUCCUUCCUCUCUCCAAGCCUCAGUCUCCAACUGUUGUGGAAAAGACAUAUCUCUACACAGAGGAGCAAACAGAGAGUGACCUGAACGACACCCAGAUUGACAUUCCAAUCGAGGGCUUUGCUGAUAAACCAGUGAACCUGUGGAAAAUCAUGAACUCAAAUCUGCUUCCAGAGCAAGAGAGGCAGAAGCUCUUGGACGAAUAUCGCUCUGGUAAAAUCACUAAAGAGCGGAUGAUCAUCAUUAUUAUCGAGAUCAUGGAGCAGAGAGAGAUCAUCAGAAAUGAUCCAUUUUCAUAUAAGACCAUAAGGAGACGGAUAACGAUUGAGGAGCUGUACAAUGCUCGCAUCAUUGACUUGGAGACUUACAACCUCCUUAAAACGCGCAAGAGGGACAUCCGUGAUAUAAUGGAGAUGACCACCGUCAAGCAGUAUCUCUAUGGCACAGGCUGUGUUGCUGGGGUCACAACAGACUCAAGCUCAAAGAUAAGCAUAUACCAAGCAAUGAAACAAGAUUUCAUCAAGCCAGAACUAGCCCUGAGCCUCCUAGAAGCGCAGGCUGCCACAGGAUUUAUUAUUGAUCCAGUUAAAAAUGAAACGCUCACGGUUGACGAAGCUGUCCGUAAGGGAGUUGUUGGCCCUGAGCUGCAUGAUAAACUUCUUUCAGCUGAGAGAGCAGUCACAGGAUACAAAGAUCCGUACAGUGGGAAAAUCAUAUCUCUUUUCCAGGCCAUGAAAAAGGAUCUUGUUCUGGAGGAUUACGCUCUAAAAAUGUUAGAGGCACAAACCGCCACUGGUGGUAUUAUUGAUCCAGAAUUCCAGUUCCACCUGCCAGCAGACAUUGCCAUGCAGCGAGGUUACAUCAACAAGGAAACCAAUGAGAAGCUGACAGAGAGAGUUAAGGGAUUUAUUGACCCAGUCAACGACGAGAACCUGUCAUAUGCAGAGCUGCUCAAGAGAUGCAAGCUGCGUGAUGGGUUGCGCCUACUCUCCUUGGGAGACAAGAGAGUGAUGUUCCAGGGUCUGAGGAAAAAGAUCACAAUGGAAGAGCUGCUCCGCUCCAAAAUCAUUGACCAGCAGACUGUCACUGAACUGAAUGAAGGUCGUAUUACAGUGGAGGAGGUUAGCAAUAGACUAUCAAGGUACCUUGAAGGCACAAGCUGUAUUGCUGGUGUGUUUUUAGAGUCCACAAAGGAUCGUCUAUCAGUUUACCAGGCCAUGAAAAAGAACAUGAUUAGACCAGGCACAGCAUUUGAACUCCUUGAGGCACAGGCAUCCACUGGAUAUGUUAUUGAUCCCAUCAAAAACCUUAAACUGACUGUCACCGAUGCAGUGAAAAUGGGCAUUGUAGGACCCGAAUUUAAAGACAAGCUCCUUUCUGCUGAACGUGCAGUAACAGGAUAUAGAGAUCCUUAUUCAGGCAAGACAAUCUCCCUGUUCCAGGCCAUGAAAAAGGGGCUCAUCUUGAAAGAUCAUGGAAUCCGUCUCCUGGAAGCCCAGAUUGCAACAGGAGGAAUCAUUGACCCAGAGGAAAGUCACCGUCUGCCAGUUGAGGUUGCCUACAACCGUGGCUUCUUUGAUGAGGAAAUGAAUGAGAUCUUGACAGAUCCAUCUGAUGACACCAAAGGCUUCUUUGACCCCAACACUGAAGAAAACCUAACGUACCUACAGCUCAUGGAAAGGUGCAUCACUGAUCCCGACACAGGCCUGGUGCUCCUUCUUUUGAAAGAAAAGAAGCGGGAAAGGAAAACCUCAUCCAAAUCCUCAGUCCGCAAACGCAGAGUUGUCAUCGUAGACCCUGAGACUGGUAAAGAAAUGACUGUGUACGAGGCCUACAGGAAGGGACUCAUUGACAACCAAACCUACCUGGAGCUUGCUGAGCAGGAGUGUGAAUGGGAAGAGAUCACAAUGACCUCCUCUGAUGGUACUGUCAAAUCACUUAUUAUUGACAGGCGCUCUGGCAGACAGUACGAUGUUGAUGAUGCUCUUUUACGUGGCCUCAUUGACCAGAACUCCCUUGAUACAUACAGAUCUGGAAACCUGUCCAUCACAGAAUUUGCUGAUAUGCUUUCUGGAAACACGGGAGGCUUCCGCUCACGCUCAUCCUCUUUUGGUUCCACCACUGGUUCUACCUACUCCUCUCCUAUGAGCCCCAUACCCUCCAUAAAAACACCUGCAGUCGUAUGGAAUGACCCAGCAGAGGACACUGGCCCUAUAGCUGGAAUAUUGGAUAUAGACACACUGGAGAAGGUGUCCGUUACAGAGGCCAUACACAGAAACCUGAUAGACAACAUCAGUGGCCAAAGAUUGUUGGAGGCCCAAGCCUGCACAGGCGGAAUAAUUGAUCCUACAACUGGAGAGAAAUUCUCUAUCGCUGAUGCGACUGAAAAAGGCCUCCUGGAUAAAAUCAUGGUUGAUCGCCUCAACCUGGCUCAAAAAGCCUUUAAUGGAUUCGACGACCCCAGAACUAAAGUAAAGAUGUCUGCCUCCCAGGCUCUUAAGAAAGGCUGGUUAUAUUACGAAGCUGGGCAGCGUUUCCUUGAAGUCCAAUACCUGACCGGUGGACUUAUUGAGCCUGAUGUCGAGAGCAGAGUGACACUCGACGAAUCUAUCAGGAAGGGCACAAUUGAUGCUCGCACAGCCCAGAAACUGAGAGAUGUCGGUGCGUAUUCUAAAUACCUAACCUGUCCAAAAACCAAACUGAAAAUCUCCUACAAGGAUGCAAUGGACAAGAGCAUGGUUGAGGAAGGAUCCGGCCUGAGACUUCUGGAGGCCUCCUCCCAAUCCAGCAAAGGACUCUACAGUCCCUACAAUGCCAGCAACCCUGGAUCUGCAUAUGGCUCCCGGACCGGCUCAAGGACCGGAUCCCGAACAGGCUCCAGGAGAGGCAGCAUUGAUGCUGGCUUCGGCCUGAGCAUUUCCUCCUCCUCCUCCUUCUCAUCCUCUUCAAUGGGCUACACCCGCAGAUUCUGAAUAUCUAGAUCUUUUCCUAACAAUAGCCGAGGUGUCUAAGAAUUAACAGCAAUAAUGUACUUUACAGUUGCAUUUUUCAUAGGAAAAAAUAGUUACAGUAACAAAGCAAAUAUCAUUUAUUUAUUCCUCCCUGUAUGAGGUCACAAGAAUUGACAAAGCUAUUGUUUUUUUCAUAUAGCAGAAAACAUGCCUCAUACAUGGAGACAAAAGCAAAAAUGGCUAGAUAUGCAUACUAUGUUUUUUUUCCUCCUCAGUACUAAUUACUAAGCCAGUUUAUAUUAUUCAGAGCAAAGCAUGACAUUUCUGCUGUUUUUUUUUCUUACUUUAUAGUCUUCAUUCUACACUUGUUAAAAAGUUGUAUUCUUGCUUUCUGAAACUAAUAUAUACUACAAGUAUGUCAUAGAGAGAUAUUUUUCCAGUAUUCCUUUGACUUUUAUGGAUAUUUCUUUUCUUUCUUGACACCCCUACUUAAUAAGAGGCUGUAUGUCGAUAUAGUUCUAACAUUUGUAAUAGAUUCUAAAGUACAUAUUUCUGAAUGUUUGUAAAGAGAAUGGACAAAUUAAGGGAUUUUUUUUUUUAAAUCUGGGUAAAUAAAGAAUAUACCCAGAAAGAAUACAUCUGUGAGACGCCACAAAAUAGGGCGCUACAAGAAUACAAAAAUAAGACAUGCCAGAAUUAAAAUUAUGCAAACCAGUUUCACAGCAGUCAUUAUUUUGCGUUCAUGACCAUUUAUAUUUAGUGGACUUCUACAUCCCUUUGGUUUCAUUGUUUUACACACUCUAAGAUUAUAUAUAUAAUAUAUAUAUAUAUAUAUAUUAACCAUCAGUCAAGUGUUCCUGGGUAAUC